Stegastes partitus (bicolor damselfish) is the source of this 1217-nucleotide messenger RNA. RefSeq names its product HUS1 checkpoint clamp component (gene hus1). Gene Ontology annotation, biological process: mitotic intra-S DNA damage checkpoint signaling; mitotic DNA replication checkpoint signaling; telomere maintenance. Lineage: Eukaryota; Metazoa; Chordata; Actinopteri; Pomacentridae. The record is from RefSeq and is a predicted model, not a curated record. Gene Ontology annotation, cellular component: nucleolus; checkpoint clamp complex; site of double-strand break. The coding region runs from base 76 to 933 and encodes 285 amino acids. The transcript has 8 exons.
AAAAAGUGUCCCGCCUGAAGCCCACCCGGAGGAGUUUCACAUCGCAGCGGCUCCAGAGGAAGGUUUGCGUCUAAAAUGAAGUUUCGGGGGAAGAUCGUGGACGUCGCCUGCCUGAACCACUUCACCCGAGUCGUCACCACCAUCUCAAAGCUGACCAAGAUGUGCGUCCUGCGACUAACUCCAGACAACCUGUUCUUCGUUCUGUCUGAGAAAGUGGCCAACGGAGGAGUCAGCAUGUGGUGCGAACUGUCGCAGGCCAACUUCUUCGAUGAGUACCAGAUGGAGGGCGUGUCCCCUGAGGACAAUGAGAUUUGUCUGGAAGUGACUCCGGAGAACCUGUCCAGAGCCCUGAAGACGGUCCAGAGCGCCAAGUCAGUCAAAGUCAAACUGACCAAGAAGCACUGCCCCUGCCUCACCAUCGCCGCCGAGCUGCCCACCCUGUCCAGCACCAGUCGAGUCGUCACUCACGACGUCCCGGUCGACGUCAUCCCCCGGAGACUCUGGCAUGAAUUCAGAGAGCCGAGCGUUCCGGACUUUGAUGUCAGCAUCUACCUGCCGCCUCUGAAGACCAUGAAGAACGUCGUGGACAGAAUGAAGAACCUCUCCAACUUCCUGGUGAUUGAAGCCAACCUGAACGGAGAGAUGAACCUGAAGAUCGAGACAGACCUGGUUUCUGUGACGACUCACUUCAAAGACCUGGGAAACCCUCCGUGGGGCGAUGACGCCUCUCAGGGCGGUGGUCCGUCUCAGAGCAGAGACCAGGACAGCAUGGCGGAGGCCAGAGUGGACGUCAGGCGGCUGCAGCAGUUCCUCAUGGGACAGCAGGUCAACCCCAGCAAGGCCAUGUGCAACAUCGUCCAUCAGAGGGUCCUCCACCUGAUUCUGCUGCAUGAAGACGUGUCGCUGCAGUAUUUCAUCCCCGCCGUGGCGUAGGUGCGCCGCAGGCCGCUCGGGUUGUUUUUCUGCUCGCUGUGGGCUUGAGGAAAAGAUUUGGUUUCGGGCGUUUCCCCACAUGCCAAAGGAGUCGUCCCUCAGGUGGAGACCCGCGAGGCCAAACUCAAGGCGUCUGUCCUGCAGUUUAAAUCAUCUUGUGAAGUCGGUUCGAGUCCCGACGGAAGACUUCACCGGCUGACUUUUGGUUGGAGCGAAGUCAUGCUGACAAAUGCUCAUUUAUCAGAACAAAUGUGACAGUUGAAAUCAAAGUUGCACAUUUAUUA